Molecule: messenger RNA, 1416 nt
Organism: Spodoptera exigua (beet armyworm)
Lineage: Eukaryota; Metazoa; Arthropoda; Insecta; Lepidoptera; Noctuidae
Source: the annotation of a GenBank genome assembly
GGAACAACGUUCGUUUUUGUAGUCGGCUUUUGUUUAUUUGAAAAGUUUUGUUUUAUAAUACUUUGAUUUGAUCAACUAAACUUGUUUGCUCUUGAAGAUAAACAAUAGUCUUAAUUGCAUUAAAAUUAAAUAAUUUUUUGUCGAACUAUUUCAGAAAGAUGUCUCAACAACAAACUAAAAAUUGUAUAACUCUUCGAGGAUCGGCACAAAUUAUUUGUGAAUAUCUCAAAUUCGCUAUUAAUUCCGUGCUAUUCCAAAGAGGUUUAUAUCCGCCGGAGACUUUUAAGGCUGAACAACAAUAUGGAAUCACACUUUUAAUAUCAGAAGACGCUCAAAUCAAGAGCUUUUUAACAAAUCUAUUAACACAGAGUGAAGAAUGGAUUAUAAACAAGAAAGUCAGCAAGCUAUCCCUUAUAAUUUUGAAUGUAGCUAAUAAAGAAAUACUAGAAUGUUGGGACUUCAAUGUUCAAUAUGAAGAUGGAGAUGUAGCUUUAUCUAAAGAGAAGAAUGAAACCGUGGGCAGUAAAGACUUAAAGAAAAUCCAGCAGGAGAUCCGUGAUGUAAUGUUGCAGGUAGCUGCUACAAUAUCAUACUUACCUUUCUUAGAUUGUAGAUGUUCAUUUGAUGUAUUAGUUCACGCUAAAACGGAUUGCGAUAUUCCUGAAAAGUGGGCGGAAGCAGAACCAGUAUUGAUAGCCAAUGCACAGAAUGUUCAACUUAAAACCUUCUCCACUAGUUUACAUAAAAUGGAAACUGUUGUUAGUUAUAAGCUCGUAGAUUAGCCAACAUUUAAAUCUCAGUUCAAACAAUGUUAUCCAUACAAAAACAAAAUGCUGCAUGAUUGUUUCUAUGAUAUCAACAGUAUUAAAUAUUUGGAUGUUAUUUUUAACCAAAGCUUUCUUUUUGUUUUUUUUUUAAUCAUGGUAUCAUGUUUCUGGCCACAAUAUUGUUAUUUAUGAUCUGCUCUUAAAUUCAAAGUUAGUUGCAAAUUAGUCCCAUAGCUGGAUAAAAUACUACAUGCCUUCGAUAUAAUUGUAAUGUCUUUGUGCAGCUCUUAAAUUCAAAGAUACAUAAUUUAAGCCACAGAUUUUAUUCCUUUGACUUUCCCAAUAAACUGUUGAAUGCAUUGUCUAUCACUUUAAAUAAUGGUUUUAUUAUUUUUUUUUAUAAUACAUACUAUGUAUGUGUUUGAUUAUCAUUGCAUGUUAGAAUGGAUUUACAUAAUGAGUUUCAGAGUAUUUUAUACUAAGAUACCUACCCUAAAUAUCUACAUGAUGGAUGGACUAAUCUUCUCUCUCUGUUAUAAGAGUUGUCCUAUCAUCAAAGGGUUUUGAAUGUGUUUUAAUUAUAUAAUUAGGUGUAACUUGUAACUACAGCUACAAAGCUAUUACAUGUUCAAUCAAAAGAUACUGGUAG